UAUAACGAACAUACCGAUCCCAUUGGAACACGCAAUUUUUUUUUUACAAUUUGACAUUUCUCCAUUUCUCGUACAUAGCUGUGCUCUAUUUUGCUUAAUUUAUUUUUGCGAAUUCGAUAGAAAAUACUGAAAAGAGAGAAAUUCCCUGAACUAUAAUCAAAACUAUCGCGAGAGCAGUCGUAAUUACAGUCUUGUAUAGAUUGUUGCGCUCCAUGCAAAGUCCGUUUUAGUAAUUGAGCUGUUCGUGUUAAAAUAUGAUGUGGCCCAAUCAUAAAGAGUCGAACUGUGAUUUUAUAUAGCAAAUUAGAUUUUAGUGUUAAUUGUGUGUUCUCUAGUGAGUGUAUCCAAAAUGGCAUAUCAGACGCUUCUUCAGGAAUACAUGCUUUUUCCGCCCGUCACCAGGGCAUAUACCACAGCCUGCGUUAUCACUACUUUGGCGGUUCAACUUGACCUCGUGUCACCAUUCCAAUUGUACUUCAACCCAAUCCUGAUAGUGAAGAAGUACCAACUAUGGAGGCUGAUCACUACAUUCCUCUUCUUUGGGAAUCUAGGCUUCAAUUUUUUCUUCAACAUGAUAUUUACAUACAAAUAUUGUAGAAUGCUGGAAGAGGGUUCGUUCCGAGGACGGACAGCUGAUUUUGUUGUCAUGUUCAUGUUUGGAGGAUUUCUGAUGAUUUUAUGUGCUUUCUUUGUCAAUCUGCUAUUUUUAGGACAAGCUUUUACAAUCAUGAUUGUUUACGUCUGGUCCCGCAGGAAUGUGUAUGUGCGCAUGAACUUCUUUGGAUUAAUGAACUUCCAGGCACCAUACUUGCCGUGGGUGUUACUCGGUUUCUCUGUUCUUCUUGGCAAUGCAAUAUCGGUGGAUUUAGUGGGCAUGGCAAUUGGACACAUAUACUUUUUCAUGGAGGAUGUUUUGCCAAGACAGAGAGGAGGGUCAAAGCUGUUGAAGACACCCAUGUUCCUCAAGAAACUAUUCGACCCACCUCCAGAAGAGCCUGACUACGUUCCGCUACCGGAACUCGCUAACAUUCGCCCCGGAGGCUUUGACUGGCGUCGACGUGACGAUGGGAACGAGGACGACGACGACGACAGAUAAGAUCUCAUAAUCAUGUACAUAAUUUGAAUACCGUGUCCAUGAACUAAAAAAUGUAUUGGCUGUGUUCAGACUUAUAGAUUUUGGAUAUUUUACUAGUUUCACACGACCAUCUAGUGUGUGCCAUAAUCGAGUAUUUCAGAUUGAGUCGAAUAAAGAGCGGUUACACAUAGCGACUUUUAGUAGCGACGUAAACUGAAACGCGCGAUUGCUUCGCUUCACUUGCGAUUUAGUGCGGUAAUACACGUCCGAUUUCGUGUCUGAUAGUCGGAUCCGACUACCGGAUCGGAUUCACUCAAUACACGUCCGAUAGGCGUCCAAUUCUUACAUCAGGGGGCCUACUCUCGAUCUCCGUCUGACAUCCGUCCGAAACAGUUACUGUCAAAUAAGUAAUAUUCGACAAAAUUAAAAAACAAGUAUCAAGUAUGAAGCUUCAUUCGCCCCCGGUGUGAAAAAAGAAUACAGCUGUUGCCGAACAAAGCCGAGCAGUAGGUAUUUUAAAGGACUAUCCACACACAUCAGGGCCGUGCCCGGAACGUGGACGGAGCGUAUCCGUCCGUCCCGGCGCCGGCCCGGACACGGACAUGUGUGAACAAGUUCAUACAAAAUAAACGCAACGAUAUCUUUUUGAGCCCCUGACGGAGCACGGCCCGUCCACGUCCCGGGCACGGCUUGGAUAUGUAUGGAUAGACCUUAAUACCACAACUUGCCACUCGUCAAGUUUAAUUAGUAAGGUUUAAACUUAAUUCAACUUGUUGAGUUUAUUUCUGAUUAUAGCAUAACGUAUAUGUAAUAGAUAUAGUAGUAGAUAUAGGGUACAUUUUGACUUUCUUAAUUAUUUGAUAUAUUUUUAAGCGUAACAAUAAUAAUAUAAUAAAUACAUGUGGGAAUGGAAUUAUGACCAUUGCUCUCCCCAAAUUUAUAACCUUGAUUUAUGGGGAUUUUGAAUAACUUGCAUUGGCAACGCUGUAAAUCGGAGGGAAGAAUCGGACGUGUAUUUCGUCUCCCCGGAAAAGUAUAGAGAGCGCGCCUUCAGACAAUCGGACGCUAUUUCCGACUCGGACGUGACGUCAUGUCCGAUCAGAUUGUCGGAUCGGAUCCGAUUAUCGGAUCGGACGUGUAUUGAGUGAUCAUACAAUUAUAUGGUACGAGCGCCUUCCGGUA
Molecule: messenger RNA, 2257 nt
Organism: Hyposmocoma kahamanoa
Lineage: Eukaryota; Metazoa; Arthropoda; Insecta; Lepidoptera; Cosmopterigidae
Gene: Der-2
Product: derlin-2
Exons: 5
Coding region: 350-1096 (248 amino acids)
Biological process (GO): endoplasmic reticulum unfolded protein response
Cellular component (GO): endoplasmic reticulum membrane; Hrd1p ubiquitin ligase ERAD-L complex
Molecular function (GO): ubiquitin-specific protease binding; misfolded protein binding
Source: RefSeq, a predicted model, not a curated record